AUGGACGAGGACCGGAGCGCCGAUCCCGCGCGCCGCGCCCGCCUCCGCUCGCCGCCGGGCGGGCAGCAGCCCCAGGCCCCGCGCGCCCCCGCGCUCCCCAUGGAUCUCUCCUCCCAGUACCAGCGCCGCUUCGCGCCGCCGCUCUUCCUCCCGCCGAUGGCGCCCCGCCUGGUGCCCGGCUCCGGCUUCUCGGCCUUCAGCAACUACCAGGGCCCGCCGGCGCUCGCUCCCCCGCCGGCAGGAGGAUCGCAUCUCGCCCGGUCGCUCCCAAAGGCGCCGUUUUUCUCAACGGAAUCACUGGCUCCGCUCCCGUACUCCGCCGAUCCGGCCGCGGGUGUGAGUGCGGAGGCGGGCGCGGCGGUCCCGCGUUCCGCGCCGUCGCUGGGCUCCGAGCAGCAGGGGCCGUCGGCGUCCGGCCUGCCGCCGCGUGGGGCGGGGCACCGGCGGUCCCGUAGCGAUUUCAUCAUCGGGUUCUCGCUCCAGAACCAGCUACCCCUGCCGGUGCUGCCUGCGGCCGAGGGGUUCAGCAAGUCGGCGGACGCCGCCGCCCUCCAGGAGCUCUUCCGCUCGUACAGGGAUCCGAAGAGCUUGAGUGGGCUCGGCUCCUCCGGGGAUGGCCCCGGUGAGGGGAACAGCCACCUGGGCAACCAAAUGAGCAGCCAGCGCGCGUGGAGCCCUGCUGACAGCAGCGACAACGAGGCCGAGAGCUGGGCUACCGGUGGUGGCGGAGGCCCCAGCAUUAGCCAUCCUCGGCAUUGCCGCAGCUUGUCGGUGGACAGCAUCAUGGGGAACCUCAACUUUGGAGCCCUGGGACAGGUGUCGCCGACACUGCUGCCGCCGUCUACGGCGUCAGGCGCCGGCGCCGGCGUCCCGCGCACUGGAAGUGGCCCCUCUGGGAGUGCCGCUGCAGUCGCUACUUCUGAGCUUGCAAAUGGGGAAUUCACCGAGUCUGAGAUGAGAAAGAUCAUGGCCAACGAACGCCUCGCUGAGCUCGCGCUGGCUGAUCCUAAGAGGGUCAAGAGGAUUUUAGCUAAUCGGAUCUCUGCUGCAAAGUCGAAGGAGCGCAAGGUGAAGUACAUGGGUGAGCUUGAGCGUAGAGUUCAUGUGCUGCAGAUGGAGACCAGUACAUUAUCUUCAAAAGCAGCGUUGUCGCAGAGGGAAUGUGAAGCACUUAAAGUUCAGAACAAUGAGAUGAGGAUCAUGUUGCAAGCGCUGGAGCAGCAAGCACAGCUGAAAGAUGCUCUGAAUCAAGCACUGAGUGCUGAAGUGCAGCGCCUGAAACAAGCUGCUGGCGAGGCGACUGAUGCUCAUGCGCCGAACGGGUCAUACCAUCAUAUGCACCGCCAGAUUCUUGAACAGAAGCUGCUGCAACUACAGAAGCAGCCAUCGGAGGCCCAGAAGGCUCAGCAGCAGCAGCAGCCACAGGAAUCAGAGCAGUUCAAGGCUCAGCAGAAGCAGUGGAACCAUUAGGACGAUUUCACAGAAGACAUUCUUGAAUGUCAAAUUCAGACUGCAGAUUCAUGAUGGGGUACCAUAUGUUCCCUGAUAUUUAUUUUCUUAGGUUCUAGGACAACAGUGGCUGGAUAUUCCGUCUUUUGUGGUUUCUUGCGAAGUUAUUUGGUUGGAUGUUGGUCUGGGUCUGGUUGUAAUGCCUGGGUUUGGGAGGAUUGUGUUGUACAAAAUGUCAGUCUCUGUAACUUUGUGCUAGAACUUUAAGAUUCUUUUUAGGUACAUUUGUCCUGCGCGUUAAAUGGGUUAAUUUGGGAGCAAUACUUAGGGCGAUAUACUAUGUAGUCGUGUUAAUUUCUGUAGCUUAUAUCCUUAUUCAUUCUAUUAGCAGGAUACGGAUU
Messenger RNA from Panicum virgatum (switchgrass), 1850 nucleotides. Its product is annotated as bZIP transcription factor 29-like. The coding region runs from base 1 to 1470 and encodes 489 amino acids. Gene Ontology annotation, cellular component: nucleus. The record is from RefSeq and is a predicted model, not a curated record. Gene Ontology annotation, molecular function: DNA-binding transcription factor activity. Lineage: Eukaryota; Viridiplantae; Streptophyta; Magnoliopsida; Poales; Poaceae. Gene Ontology annotation, biological process: regulation of DNA-templated transcription. The transcript has 4 exons.